Molecule: messenger RNA, 1379 nt
Organism: Hevea brasiliensis (rubber tree)
Lineage: Eukaryota; Viridiplantae; Streptophyta; Magnoliopsida; Malpighiales; Euphorbiaceae
Product: two-component response regulator ORR9
Exons: 5
Coding region: 498-1217 (239 amino acids)
Biological process (GO): phosphorelay signal transduction system; cytokinin-activated signaling pathway
Source: RefSeq, a predicted model, not a curated record
UUCCAUUCCAACAAAAAAUAAACUUCUUUUUACACUAUCGUGACUAAAUGGGAACAAAGAUCUCCUCUGAUUUUCCUUAGCAAUCAAACAAAAUUCAAACCAAGAAAAAAGAAAUAAAAAAGAAAGAAAGAAAGAAAAGAGAGAAAGAGAGAUGAGUGGUUGUACCAGCACGGUAGAGAGAAUCUAGGAAGAGAUCAUACCAGGAAAAGAAAAGAAAAGAAAAAAAAAAAAACAAUAAGAACAAUAACAUCUCUCCUGCUUCUCUGCAAUUUAAGAAAAAAAAUAUAAUAAAAUCUCUUCUACUUCUGCUGUAAACCCACAGUUGCUUCUCACCUACUUCAUAAAAACCCCACGGAAUAACCCCACACAUCUCUCAUCUCUCUCCCUCUCUCUCUCUGAAGCUGCUGUAUAUAAGGGGUUCUUGUGUGUGGUGAUAUAAGGAAUAGCAGAAGCUAGUACUGGGUAUAAUUGGGUUGCGCAGUUUUCUUUCUGACCAAAUGGAGGAGAAAUCAGGUCUUAAAAAUACACAUCAACAGGAACAAGAGCAACAAGAGGCACAGCAAGAUCAGCAGCAGGAGCAGGAGCAACAUUUUCAUGUCUUGGCUGUGGAUGAUAGUCUUCUUGAUAGGAAGCUUUUAGAGAGGCUGCUUAGAGUUUCUUCUUAUCAAGUAACUUGCGUGGACUCUGGGGAUAAAGCAUUAGAAUAUCUGGGAUUGCUUGAAAAACUAGACAAUGCGUCUACAGCUUCUUCUUCAUCAUCAUCUUCUUCUUCUUCUUCCUCCUCUUCCUCUUCCUCCCACUCCUCCUCUUCCUCCCAAUCAACACAACAUGAGGGUAUGAAAGUCCAUUUGAUAAUGACAGAUUAUUGCAUGCCUGGGAUGAGUGGCUAUGAUUUACUCAAAAGAGUCAAGGGUUCUUCUUGGAAAGACGUUCCAGUCGUAGUUAUGUCGUCUGAAAAUAUACCUUCUAGAAUUAGCAUGUGCUUGGAAGGAGGAGCUGAGGAAUUCUUGUUGAAGCCUCUUCAGUUAUCAGAUAUGGAGAAGCUGCAGCCUCAUCUUCUAAAAUCCCUUGACCACUCUUGUACUGAAGGAAUGGACAACAGUGGAAGCACCAACAACAACAAUAACAACAUCAAUAAUAAUAUUAGCAAGAGGAAGGCAAUAUCUCCUGAGCCCCCAGAAAGAAGACCUAAAAUGAAAGGACUAGCUGUUGUAUAGAUUUAGCUAGCUAGCUAGCGAGCUAUAUAUAUUGCAUAUAUAUACAUAUAUAUAUUACAUAUUUUUCUAACUAAUAUAUGCAUGGCUUAAUUAUAAUAUUGAGUGUGAACUUUUCCUCCCAUCAAUUCAUAAAUAUAACUGAAGUACGUUUUCUUAUAAUAA